UUGUGCUGACGGAAUCUGUCGGAAGAGAAACAGAGCAUCUAGAUCUUACAGCCGAAAGAAGUUUCCUCUCUCUCUCUCUCUCUUCUUUCUCUCUCUCUCUCAUCAUUAUUCCAGACGAGUAAUUUACGGAAUAACAAAAACAAGUAAAUUCAGACAUGAAUUGUGUUAAACAAACUCAUCAAAAUUCAUCAUGAAAGUUCAUAAUUCAAGCUUCAAUAUCAUAAUCUUCAGCUGCUGCUUCUUCUUCUUCACACUCUCUGUAUCAAUCCCAGUUACAGAAAAUGAAUCCGAUCAUCACACAAGAAGAAUUCUCCAUCAACCAUUAUUCCCGGCGACUUCAGCUCCACCACCAACCCCCACCGUCACACAACCACCACCUUCUCCCAAUAAUAUUCCAUUCUUCCAUGAGUAUCCAGAAGGACCACCGUCGAAUCAGAAUCAAGCAGCACCGGUAAUAUCAUCACCAAACGCUUCAUCGGCGAAUCCAACGGCAACACAACCAGCAAAAGGAACAAAGAAAGUAGCCAUUGUGAUCUCCGUUGGAAUUGUGACGCUUGGAAUGUUGUCGGCGUUGGCUUUCUUUUUAUACAAACACAGAGCAAAACACCCUGCGGAUACACAGAAGCUAGUGUGUGAUAACACACAGAGGAACAACGAUUCAAAUUCAGCUCCUCCAGUACCGUCGAGUUUUCUCUAUAUCGGAACAGUGGAACCUUCCAGAAGGUCAACGACGGUCAACGAUCCCAGAGAAACAGAGAAGCCUAACCGUUCGCCGUAUCAUAAACUGAAUUCCGUUAAGCGAUCCGAUCGGUAUCGACCUAGUCCUGAGUUGCAGCCAAUGCCGCCGCUGAGUAAACCUCCCGUCGACGGAAAUAUCCCGCCGGCGAUGUCUUCGUCUUCUUCCGAUGAGGAAAGUAACGAGACAGCGUUUCAUUCGCCGCAAAACUCUUCGGUAAGUCAAGAAGACGGGUUUUACACGCCGGUAACACGUCUCUUUAACGGUAGCUCGGCGAAGAGAGAGAAUCAUUCGACGGUUACGCCUCUUCCGUUGUCAAAGAGAACUUCACCGAAAUCUCGUCUUUCUGCUGCGUCACCGGAUAUCCGACACGUCAUCAUACCGUCUAUCAAACAGACUCCAAAUCCGCCACGUCAGCAACCGGGAAAACAGUUAACAACCGGAGGAGGACAUUCAAGGAAACCGAAAUUCUCAGCUCCGCCGCCACCUCCGAAUUUGGCGCAUCUUCAAUCAACAACUAAUACAUUUUCUCACGUGUCCAAGACUUCAUCUGCUCCUGCUCCUCCACCACCACCACCACCUGCUCCUGCUCCUCCGCCACCACCACCUCCACCACCACCAAUGACUCGAAAAUCAUUAUCGCCGCCGACGGUUUCAGGAUCUUCUGCAUCUAUAAAGAGGCUAAGUGUAGGAGAUGAUUCAGCUUUUAGUGUAACAAAAGGUUCAGACUCUGUUCCAGAUCAUGUUGAUAAUGAUGAGAGUGUGAGAUCUUCUUCCGAGAGGUUUGAAGACGAAACCAAUGAAACGGAAAGUGGAAAACCGAAGUUGAAAGCUUUGCAUUGGGAUAAAGUUCGAGCUACUUCAGACCGUGCUACUGUGUGGGACCAAAUUAAAUCAAGUUCAUUUCAAUUGAAUGAGGAUAUGAUGGAGUCCUUGUUUGGCUGCAACAAUGCAACGAAUUCUGCUCCAAAACCGAAAGAACAAGGUGUUAGAAAGUCGGUUCUUCCCUCUGCUGAUCAUGAGAACAAGGUGUUAGAUCCUAAGAAGUCACAGAACAUAGCUAUACUUCUAAGGGCACUGAAUGUGACAAGAGAUGAGGUUUCUGAGGCUCUUUUAGAUGGGAAUCCUGAAGGUUUGGGUGCUGAGCUAUUGGAAACCCUAGUAAAGAUGGCUCCCACUAAAGAGGAGGAGAUAAAAUUGAAAAACUUCAACGGCGAUCUCUCGAAACUUGGAUCUGCAGAGAGAUUUCUUAAAGCAGUGCUUGAUAUCCCUUUUGCCUUCAAAAGAGUUGAAGCUAUGCUAUACAGAGCCAAUUUUGAUUCAGAAAUCAACUACCUCAAGAAGUCCUUCCAAACCCUUGAAGCAGCAAGUGAGGAAUUAAGGAACAGUCGAUUAUUCUUCAAACUCCUUGAAGCUGUUCUCAGGACAGGAAACAGAAUGAAUGUCGGCACUAAUCGAGGAGACGCUAAAGCUUUCAAACUCGACACCCUCCUAAAACUCGCAGAUAUAAAGGGAACAGAUGGAAAAACCACGUUACUCCACUUUGUUGUCCAAGAGAUCAUUAGAUCUGAAGGUGCAGAAACUGAACCUGCAAAAGGAAGUAUUCCCGAACAAAUGGAGUCUAAGUUUAACGAGGAGCAGUUUAAGAAAAAUGGAUUGCAUGUUGUGGCCGGUCUCAGUAAAGACCUUGAUAGUGUCAAAAAAGCAGCAGGAAUGGACUCAGAUGUCUUGAGCGGCUACGUUACAAAGCUUGAAACGGGACUUGAAAAAGUUCGGUUCGUUUUGCAAUAUGAAAAACCAGAUAUGAAAGGCAAAUUCUUUAAUUCCACAAAACUCUUUUUGAAAUAUGCAGAAGAUGAAAUAGUGAAAAUUAAGGCUCGUGAGAAAGAGGCUUUAUUCCUUGUGAAAGAAGUUACUGAAUACUUUCAUGGGAAUGCAGCAAAGGAAGAAGCACACCCUUUAAGAAUUUUCAUGAUUGUGAGAGAUUUUUUAAACAUUUUGGACUUGGUUUGCAAAGAAGUGGGAAGGAUGCAUGAUAGAAUUGUCGGCGGCGCUUCAAGAUCCUUCAGAAUAGCUUCAAAUGCACCAUUACCGGUUCUUAACAGGUACAAUGGGAAACAAGAUAGAAACUCGGAUGAGGAAAGCUCAUCAUCCCCUUAGUAUUGUGAAUACAAAAAGAAACAAUAGCCUCUCAAAAUAACUGUGAAAGUAAAUGAAUGACUUUGCAAAUUUAAAUUCUCAUGAGAUAACAGUGAAGGACAAUUUUCAGUGAGAUAAAACAUCAAACAUGUUAAAUGCAUGUUCAUGGUGGGGAAGAGAAAGGAGCAUACCGUUGAAACGUGCUACAAAGGUUCAUGCCAAUGCUACUAUCCUCAUUCAAAUGGGAGGUGCAAGAAAUGCAUCAUUUUGUUUCUUCCACUGAAAUACGUAUGCUACAAGUCAAAAUAGGUGCUAUUAGAUUAGAGACAUAGUUCCACAUGUGAAUGUUUUGAUUUACGUAAGAGGCUCUAUAUGUAAUUUUUUAAACAUCAAAUACUGAUAAUAAAUAGCUGUUUUGCAGCAAUUUCUUCA
Lathyrus oleraceus (garden pea) is the source of this 3307-nucleotide messenger RNA. Its product is annotated as formin-like protein 6. The record is from RefSeq and is a predicted model, not a curated record. Gene Ontology annotation, molecular function: actin filament binding. The transcript is spliced from 4 exons. Bases 191 to 2896 code for a protein of 901 amino acids. Lineage: Eukaryota; Viridiplantae; Streptophyta; Magnoliopsida; Fabales; Fabaceae. Gene Ontology annotation, biological process: actin nucleation; actin cytoskeleton organization.